AUGACAGUGGCCACCGGAGACCCAGCAGACGAGGCUGCUGCCCUCCCUGGGCACCCACAGGACACCUAUGACCCAGAGGCAGACCACGAGUGCUGCGAGAGGGUGGUGAUCAACAUCUCAGGGCUGCGGUUUGAGACCCAGCUAAAGACCUUAGCCCAGUUUCCAGAGACCCUCUUAGGGGACCCAAAGAAGCGAAUGAGGUACUUCGACCCCCUCCGAAAUGAGUACUUUUUCGAUCGAAACCGGCCUAGCUUUGAUGCCAUUUUGUACUACUAUCAGUCUGGGGGCCGGUUGAGGAGACCUGUGAAUGUGCCCUUAGAUAUAUUCUCUGAAGAAAUUCGGUUUUAUGAGCUGGGAGAAGAAGCAAUGGAGAUGUUUCGGGAAGAUGAAGGCUACAUCAAGGAGGAAGAGCGUCCUCUGCCCGAAAAUGAGUUUCAGAGACAGGUGUGGCUUCUCUUUGAAUACCCAGAGAGCUCAGGGCCUGCCAGGAUUAUAGCUAUUGUAUCUGUCAUGGUGAUCCUGAUCUCAAUUGUCAGCUUCUGUCUGGAAACGUUGCCCAUCUUCCGGGAUGAGAAUGAAGACAUGCAUGGUGGUGGGGUGACCUUCCACACCUAUUCCAACAGCACCAUCGGGUACCAGCAGUCCACUUCCUUCACCGACCCCUUUUUCAUUGUAGAGACUCUCUGCAUCAUCUGGUUCUCCUUUGAAUUCUUGGUGAGGUUCUUUGCCUGUCCCAGCAAAGCUGGCUUCUUCACCAACAUCAUGAACAUCAUUGACAUUGUGGCCAUCAUCCCCUACUUCAUCACCCUGGGGACAGAGCUGGCUGAGAAGCCAGAAGAUGCUCAGCAGGGCCAGCAGGCCAUGUCACUGGCCAUCCUCCGUGUCAUCCGGUUGGUAAGAGUCUUUAGGAUUUUCAAGUUGUCCAGACACUCCAAGGGUCUCCAGAUUCUAGGUCAGACCCUCAAAGCCAGCAUGAGAGAAUUGGGCCUCCUGAUAUUCUUCCUCUUCAUCGGGGUCAUCCUUUUCUCUAGUGCUGUCUAUUUUGCAGAGGCUGAUGAGCGAGAGUCCCAGUUCCCCAGCAUCCCGGAUGCCUUCUGGUGGGCAGUCGUCUCCAUGACAACUGUAGGCUAUGGAGACAUGGUUCCGACUACCAUUGGGGGAAAGAUAGUGGGUUCCCUGUGUGCAAUUGCAGGUGUGUUAACCAUUGCCUUACCGGUCCCUGUCAUUGUAUCCAAUUUCAACUACUUCUACCACCGGGAGACAGAGGGAGAGGAGCAGGCCCAGUACUUGCAAGUGACAAGCUGUCCAAAGAUCCCAUCCUCCCCUGACCUAAAGAAAAGUAGAAGUGCCUCUACCAUUAGUAAGUCUGAUUACAUGGAGAUCCAGGAGGGGGUAAACAACAGUAAUGAGGACUUUAGAGAGGAAAACUUGAAAACAGCUAACUGUACCUUGGCUAACACAAACUAUGUGAAUAUUACCAAAAUGUUAACUGAUGUCUGA
Molecule: messenger RNA, 1500 nt
Organism: Lemur catta (Ring-tailed lemur)
Lineage: Eukaryota; Metazoa; Chordata; Mammalia; Primates; Lemuridae
Gene: KCNA2
Product: potassium voltage-gated channel subfamily A member 2
Exons: 1
Coding region: 1-1500 (499 amino acids)
Biological process (GO): potassium ion transmembrane transport; protein homooligomerization
Cellular component (GO): axon terminus; juxtaparanode region of axon; membrane
Molecular function (GO): delayed rectifier potassium channel activity; protein binding
Source: RefSeq, a predicted model, not a curated record